Molecule: messenger RNA, 2819 nt
Organism: Spodoptera exigua (beet armyworm)
Lineage: Eukaryota; Metazoa; Arthropoda; Insecta; Lepidoptera; Noctuidae
Source: the annotation of a GenBank genome assembly
AAUUAAAUUUUAUUGUGAAAGUAAAAAUAUUAUGGCAGAUAUGCGUAUCAACGUGAAAUUGUCCGAACGGCUGUCCCCGCUAGUGAGACCUGUUAACUACAAGCUUGAACUACGACCCGAAAUAGACAAAGGCGUAUUUCAGGGCAAUGUUGACAUAGAAGUUGUUAUCAAACAAGAACGAAAUUACAUCAACCUCCAUUCAAACUUCUUGAACAUAAAAGAAGUAAAUGUUUUCAAAGGCACUGAUGAGGUUCCAGUCGCAAAGUUUUUGGAGAUAAAACAAAUGGAACAAUUGUUCAUUCAUUUUGAUUCAGCGCAGAGUGCAGGGAAUUACAAAAUCUCUAUUAACUUUGAUGGCGACUUGACACGAAACAUUGUUGGGUUUUAUUCCUCACGCUUACUUGACUCUAGAACAAUGGUUGCAAGUAAAUUCCAGCCAACUUAUGCAAGACAAGCAUUCCCUUGCUUUGAUGAGCCAGACUUCAAGGCUACCUAUGAUAUCACCUUGUGGAAGCCACCUUCUUACAUUGCUCUUUCUAAUAUGAAUGAAAUCUCAAAAACAUUUGAUGAGAAUGUUCAAAUGGACAAAGUUACGUUUGCAACUAGUGUGCCUAUGUCCACCUACUUGGCUUGCUUUGUUGUCUGUGAUUUUGAUUACAAAGAGGCUGACAUAAAUUCUGGUGGUAUCGGACGAAAUUUCAAACUCCGAUCAUUUGCUCAGAAGCAGGAUCUACACAAAAUCGACUUUGCUCUGGACAUUGGAAAGAGAGCCACUGAAUUCUACAUUAACUACUACAAGGUGCCAUUCCCUCUGCCAAAAUUAGAUAUGAUUGGCAUCCCGGAUUAUGUUUCCGGAGCUACUGAGCACUGGGGCCUGAUCACAUAUAGGGAGACAUCAUUCCUCGUCGACAAAGCUACAGCCUCGGCUGCAAAUAAAAUAAGUGUAGCAAACACAAUCGCACAUGAACUCGCACACAUGUGGUUCGGAAACUUAGUUACAAUGAAAUGGUGGGAUGAAGUCUGGUUAAAUGAAGGAUUUGCUACUUACAUGCAAGCCAAAGCCUUGGAAACUAUAGAGCCAAGUUGGAAAGUUUUGGAUAACUUCUUAACUAAAGUUUUGCAUCCAGUUCUAUCGAUUGACGCUAAGCUUUCCAGCCACCCGAUAGUACAAACAGUUGCCACUCCUGAUCAAAUUACCUCCAUUUUUGACAGUAUUUCUUAUAACAAGGGAGCGUCAAUCUUAAGGAUGUUAGAGGGAUUUAUUGGCCCAGAGAAUUUUCGUCAAGGAGUCUCGGAUUACUUGAAGAAAUACGAGUUUGGUAACACUGUCACUCAAGAAUUACUUUCUUCAUUGGAACCUUAUUUCAAAAGAGACUUCCCUGAUUUGAAUCUUACGUACAUAAUGGACACUUGGACUCUUCAAAUGGGUUACCCAGUGUUGGAAGUAAAACGUGAUGGAGAGUCCGACACCUUCACAGUAUCGCAGUCACGGUUCCUAAUCGAUCCUGACGCAGUAUACACCAACGACUCUAAGUUCAACUAUAAAUGGUUCGUACCCAUCACAUUCAAGACUGAUACAACUACAAAGAAUGAAGUUACCUGGUUGGCUGACACAGCUCAAGAUGUAAAAUUGAAAACAAACCCGGACGAUAAAUGGCUGAAGAUAAACAUCAACCAAGUGGGUUAUUACAGAGUCAACUACGAUGUACCCACUUGGCAAGCUCUCAUUGAGGCAUUGAAGUCAAAGACUCAACAGCUCAGUGGCGCCGACAGAUCACACCUACUGGACGAUGUAUUCGCUUUGGCUGAAGCGCGCGCUGUGCCUUACAGCAUAGCUUUGGAACUUACCACUUAUUUGCAAGUAGAAGACGAACUGACUCCUUGGCAAUCAGCUGGUUCUGUAUUUGGUGCUUUGGAGGAUCGAUUGCAGUAUUCUUUGGUGUAUGAUAAUCUAAUGAAAUACAUUCAGCGUAUAAUUCGUCCCAUUUACGCAAAGCAGAACUGGGAUGCAGUAAACUUGCCCGUUCUUGACAGCUUACUACGAACAAAGAUAUUAUCAUUGGCUGUCCACUAUCAGCUUCCUGAAGCAGUAGAGAAAGCGAAGAGUAUGUUCUAUCAAUGGCUAAAUACUCAUGGCACACCGGAUCAUGCGCCAAUACAACAGGACUUGCGUGAAAUGGUGUAUUAUAACGGUAUGAAGUCCGCGUCUAUGGCUGAUUGGGACAAGUUAUGGGCAAUAUACAAGAAAGAGGAGGACGUCCAAGAGCUGUUGAAACUUCGUCGAGCUUUAGCUGCACCACGUGACACUACUAUACUGCGCAAAUUCUUACUGAUGGCGUGGGACGAGGCUAAUAUCCGAAGCCAAGACUAUUUGACCGUAGUAGUUCAGAUAAGCGCCAACCCUAGUGGCUCGGCGCUAGUGUGGGAUGAUGUGCGUGCGCGCUGGCCACAACUAGUGCAACGAUUUACUCUCAACAGCCGGUACCUUGGGAAUAUAAUACCCGCUAUCACUGCGUCUUUCAACACUGAUCUUAAGCUUAAAGAGAUGGAAUCAUUUUUCGGUCUGUACCCCGAAGCUGGUGCAGGCGAGACCGGCAGAAGACGAGCAUUGGAAACAGUGAAGAACAACAUACGUUGGAGUACAUACCACUUGAAACAAGUUACUACAUGGAUCGACGCCAACUAUCAAUCCUGAUUCUAAUUUCAAGGGCAUUUCUACUGAAUUAUAGAUAAGUAAAAUGUAUUUUUAAAUUUGAACGAAGUCGGGUAAAAGUUUCUAGGUAGCUUGACAUGAUGAUAAAUGUGAAAAUUAACUUUAG